AUCUUCAAUUCCAAAUACUGAACACUUCCAAAUAUCCUUUUUUCACCAAUGUACCAUGCUCAAUACUCUCACUCCUCUACAACUUAUCUCAACCAUUGUUUUCAAUAAACCCAGUCCCCAACACAAAGACAAAUCCUUGGUGGUUGGUUAUGGAGCAUGUAAGCUUCACACUUCCAUAGAGCUUCCAUGGAUGAAGAAGAUGAUGUAUAAUUGUUAUACUCACUGUAUCUCAAAAACCCACUGCCCAUUCGCUCUCUAAUCUCUUUUCUCUUUAUUGGGUUUUGGGUAACACUUCAAGUUAUCGCCUCCCUCAGUUUGCUGAAUCUGUUGAGAUUUUAUCUUCAGGUCUUAGAAAUGCAUGUUCUGGCAUGCAAUGCUCCGCAACUGCGAAUGAUGGGAAAAUCGGGUGUUUCGACUUCGACCCAUUUGUUGGGAAGGAGAGAACUGUGCUUUGAUGGUGUCUCUUCUGUAUGCUCUUCUUCUCAGCCUUCUACUUCAAAUCCCAGCACUUCAGAAUCCAUUUUCAUUCAAAGGAGGGCUGAUGAUGACUCUGGGGAUCUUGGUUCUGUAGUGAGUAGAAAAUUUCUUUUCACGACUCGACGGACGUUAUUUGUUAGUUUGUCUCUGAGUUUGUGGCCUUAUCCUUCAAGUGUAUUUACAGCUCAAGCUUUGGGCGAUCCAUCUGUGACCAUAGAUGAAGUAACUCCCACUAUUUCACCUUCUGGAUCCCUUUUUCCUACAGAGGAAAGAAUCGCCCAAUUAUUUGAAAAAAAUACAUACUCUGUUGUCAACAUUUUUGAUGUGACUCUGCGUCCUCAACUCAAUGUAACUGGUAUGGUUGAGAUUCCUGAAGGAAAUGGGUCUGGAGUAGUCUGGGAUGAUCAAGGACAUAUUGUAACAAACUAUCAUGUAAUUGCUAGUGCCCUUGCAAGAAAUCCAAGCGCUGGGCAGGUUGUUGCACGAGUUAAUAUUUUAGCGUCUGAUGGGAUACAGAAGAAUUUUGAAGGAAAGCUUAUUGGUGCAGACCGCACAAAGGAUCUAGCUGUUUUAAAGGUAGAUGCCUCGAACGAUUUAUUGAGGCCAAUCAAGGUGGGACAGUCAUCUUCUCUUAAAGUAGGGCAACAGUGUUUGGCAAUUGGAAAUCCUUUUGGUUUUGAUCAUACUCUCACAGUUGGAGUCAUUAGUGGGCUAAAUCGUGACAUUUUUAGUCAGACUGGUGUCACCAUUGGCGGUGGAAUCCAAACAGAUGCAGCUAUCAAUCCUGGGAAUAGUGGAGGUCCUCUACUUGAUUCGAAAGGGAACUUAAUUGGUAUCAAUACUGCUAUUUUCACUCAAACAGGAACAUCAGCUGGUGUUGGUUUUGCAAUCCCAUCUUCAACCGUAGUCAAGAUUGUACCUCAGUUGAUCCAAUUUGGUAGAGUCGUGCGAGCUGGCAUAAAUGUAGAUUUCGCUCCUGACCUAAUCGCGAAUCAACUCAAUGUUCGUGAUGGAGCUCUAAUUCUGCAGGUUCCUGCCAAUAGUCCUGCAGCCAAAGCUGGACUAUUGCCCACCACCAGAGGUUUUGCAGGCAAUAUAGUGCUCGGGGAUAUCAUCGCUGCCAUCGAUAAUAAGCCAGUAAAAAAUAAAGCAGAAUUGUACAAGUUAUUGGAUGAGUACAAUGCAGGAGACAAAAUUAUUUUAAAGAUAAAGAGAGGAGGGCAAACUCUGGAGCUGCCGUUGAUAUUAGAAGAAAGUCAGUAGAAACCUUGCUAAUAACACACUAACCAUUUCGACGUUCUACUUGAAAUCAAAUGGAGAAGAAGAAGAUUAAAAGAAGAAGUAGAAGUUAAGCGAAGCACGGGGUAAAAUGAGUGAUCUUUUAGUAUAAAAUUAAAGCUUUCCAUGAGAAUUGUUUGUUUUGAGUUGCAUAUUUCAUAUUAUAACAGCAACCAAGCAUGAAAUGUGGUUUGUUCUCAUGUACUGGAUUCAACUUUUCAACUUGAUGCCUUGUUGGUAAAGGGAGAGAUGGGAAGAAUCAAAUAUUUGCUUUUCAUAGAAUCGAUGUAAAUGUUAUGUAAAGAUGAACUCCCAUUGAUUAAUCUAAUGCCCAUGAUGGUUCAAUUAAAGAGUCAA
This is a messenger RNA of Cucumis melo (muskmelon), 2112 nucleotides long. RefSeq names its product protease Do-like 8, chloroplastic. The transcript is spliced from 14 exons. NCBI's taxonomy places the organism in Eukaryota, Viridiplantae, Streptophyta, Magnoliopsida, Cucurbitales, Cucurbitaceae. Gene Ontology annotation, molecular function: serine-type endopeptidase activity; protein binding. Bases 355 to 1740 code for a protein of 461 amino acids. The record is from RefSeq and is a predicted model, not a curated record. Gene Ontology annotation, biological process: proteolysis.